GCCUUGUCCCCGAGGAUGACGGACACAUCUCCUGUGCUGCUCCUCCUGCUCAGCCUGGGGCUCUGCUGCCCUGGAGCCCUGGGCCAGAAGUACGUGACGGCGCCCAAAUUCUAUGACAGCAAGACCACACACCCCCAGAGAGGAAAGCUGCUGAAGCUGGUGUGCAUGAAUUCCUUAGACAGCGGCGUCUCCUGGAUCCGCCAGGACAAGGCUGGGACCCUUCACUUCAUCGUCUACAUUUCCACCUUGUCCAAGACAACUUUUGAAGGGAGCCAGAAAACAUCUUCACGCUUUCAGGUGUCAAAGAGCGGCACAUCCUAUCAGCUGCAGGUCAAUUCCUUCGAGGCACAGGACGAGGGGAUCUAUUUCUGCACCGUCAACUUCAACCAAGCACUGUACUUCAGCUCUGGCCUACACGUCUUCUUCCCAGUCACGACGACAGCGGCGCCCGUCACAGCUGUGCCCACCACCCAGAGCAGCCAAGUCACCAAGAGGGACGUCUGCCUGCAGAGCCACGAGGCAGAGACAAGUAAGGAGAAAGAGCUGAAUUUAUUCUGUGAGAUUUUCAUCUGGGUUCCUUUGGCUGCUGCCUGCAUCCUGCUGCUCGUUGCCCUGGUCAUCACCAUCGUGCUGUGCCAAAAAACCAGGCGACGAAGAUGCAGGUGUAAGAGACCUGCAAACGGGAAGCCCAAAAUGAAACCCAACAUGCCAAACCAACAGAUAUGAGCAUCUGCACCUCUUGGCUUCUGGAUCCCCUUCCGGGAGCUAUCGCUGCAAAUGCCCAUCACCUACACGAUCCGUAUGGCUACUACUUCACUCUAUCCUGAGAAAUUGGAAAAGACAAGUGUCCAGAUGGAGCAGGGACACGUGGAAGGCAAGCAGGUGCUUCCUCUGCGAACUGCAUGCCAAAGCACAGCUCCGUCCACAGCCUGAGUUUUUCAAAUUGAUUCCCAAGGCCAAAUGUCGCCUUUAAUCCCAAUGACAGAGCUCUGGUUCAGGCAGAAGAACCAGGUCAAUCCUGAUGCCAA
Molecule: messenger RNA, 1028 nt
Organism: Oxyura jamaicensis (ruddy duck)
Lineage: Eukaryota; Metazoa; Chordata; Aves; Anseriformes; Anatidae
Gene: CD8A
Product: CD8a molecule
Exons: 6
Coding region: 16-726 (236 amino acids)
Source: RefSeq, a predicted model, not a curated record